AUGCCGUCAACAGGAUAUGGUGGUUUACUUGAUUGUCAAUGGCAUGAAAUUGGUAUUUAUACACAACAGAAUGAAAGUGAUUUUGUACGCAUGGGAAAACUUGGUGGAGGUACAUACGGUGAUGUAUUUCGCGUUCACCAUCGAACAACUGGAGAAAUUUAUGCUUUAAAACAGAUCCGAGAUGAACAUGAAGCUAAUGGUAUGCCGGCAACAGCUAUGCGUGAAGUAGCUAUACUGAAACAACUCAGUCAUGAGAAUAUUAUUAAAUUAGUCGAUGUAUUUCUAACUGAUGAACGAUGCUUUCUCUUACUCGAACAUAUGGAUGAAGAUUUGAAACGAUAUUUAGAUCGAAGUCGACCGUUAGAUCGACGAAUAAUCAAAAAUUUCAUGCAUCAACUAUUUGAAGCCGUAUUUUAUUGCCAUAAACAUCGAAUCAUUCAUCGAGAUAUUAAACCACAUAAUAUUUUAGUGAAUAGUGAAGGACAAAUAAAAAUGUGUGACUUUGGUCUUGCACGUGCUUUCACCAUUCCGAUGAAAGUUUAUACUCAUGAAAUUGUGACACUCUGGUAUCGUGCACCAGAGAUUCUACUUGGAUCGUUGACAUACGGAACACCUGUGGAUACAUGGUCAUUGGGUUGUAUAUUUGGUGAAAUGUAUCAGGGUUGGCCAUUAUUUCACGGCGAUUCAGAAAUCGAUCAAAUUUUUCAAAUUUUCAAAGUAUUAGGCACACCGAAUGAAGAAACGUGGCCGAAUAUAUUCCUGCUACCUCAAUUCAAAUCUUCCUUUCCAAAAUUUAAAAUGCAAGAAACUCAACUACGAGAAAUAAUGGAUAAGAAUGAAGUCGCUUUUGAUUUGCUUCGACGUUUAUUAACUUGUGAUCCAACGGUGCGUAUAGCAGCUCGUUCUGCUCUCCGACACGAAUAUUUUCACGAGCACGACACAAAAAAAGCGCUGGUCUCAAUCACAAACACUCAUCGAGAUCAAGUGCGAUACGAUGCAAAUAAUAAUCUAAUCGAAAUGAAUAAAACAUAA
This is a messenger RNA of Adineta ricciae, 1032 nucleotides long. The record is from the annotation of a GenBank genome assembly. NCBI's taxonomy places the organism in Eukaryota, Metazoa, Rotifera, Eurotatoria, Adinetida, Adinetidae.